AUGGCGACAGCCGAUGCUCACGACAUGGACAAGUUCGACGCCGACCAAGUUCGUCGAUUCUUUGAGGACAUGAUGAAUAGCGAUGGACGACAUAAGUGGCCAUCCAUGACGCAUUAUUCCCACGCCAAGGCUCACGCUGUUCGCACGGCGCAGCCUGGCGCCAUGCAGGCCUUUGCGGAAGCGCUAGCUGCGGGAAUCUUGGACAACCCGGAACCAGAGCGCCGCGACGCCAUUCUUCGCAAGUACUGGGAAGCCACCAAGGACUGGAGAAAGGCCAACCGGGAAUUCUUGACGUGGUGGUACCGCGAGAAGUGGGACCCAAGGGCGAUGAGGAGACUCAAUGAGCAUUCAUGGUUUGAGAGACUGAGUUUGGGGGAACAGAGGGAAGAGAGGGAAGCCGAGGAGGAGAGAUGGAGUAAAAAGAGGAAAACCAACGAGGAGGCGGAGGAGGAAGGCAUACCAGAGACGACAAAACGAUUGCGCGCAGCCUCUGGAAAAGCAAUCAGCGUGCCAUCCAGCGAUUCUUCAAAGCCAACAGGCAUAGACGACCUCUCCAUGAGCACCCCGAUUCAGCUGCCAAUUCGCACCUUGAAGCCUGCAUCGACGCGCUGGAAAGAUCGGCCCUAG
This is a messenger RNA of Fonsecaea nubica, 627 nucleotides long. RefSeq lists its product as hypothetical. Lineage: Eukaryota; Fungi; Ascomycota; Eurotiomycetes; Chaetothyriales; Herpotrichiellaceae. The record is from RefSeq and is a predicted model, not a curated record. The transcript has a single exon. The coding region runs from base 1 to 627 and encodes 208 amino acids.